GAUCAAAGCCCUUCCCUCGCUACGGAUAUAAACCUUCACCACCAAAUGGUUGCGGAUCCCCUCUGUUUGGAGUUCAGUUUGACAUCGGUAUCCCUUCGAUGACAAAGUGCUGCAAUCACCACGACAGAUGCUAUGACACUUGUGGCAAUAAAAAAAAUGAUUGUGAUGAGCAGUUUCAAUCCUGCCUCUCCAAAAUUUGCAGAGAUGUCCAGAAAACACUUGGAAUCUCAGAGAGUGUCCAGGCUUGUGAAUCAACUGUUCAGCUGUUGUUUGAUGCGGUUAUACAUUUAGGAUGUAAACCAUACCUGGAUAGCCAGAGGGCUGCAUGUAUGUGUCGUUACGAGGAUAAGACAGAUCUCUGA
Messenger RNA from Phaethon lepturus (White-tailed tropicbird), 362 nucleotides. RefSeq names its product phospholipase A2, group XIIA (gene PLA2G12A). Gene Ontology annotation, biological process: phospholipid metabolic process; lipid catabolic process; arachidonate secretion. The annotation marks the transcript as partial. Gene Ontology annotation, molecular function: A2-type glycerophospholipase activity; calcium ion binding. Gene Ontology annotation, cellular component: extracellular region. The transcript is spliced from 3 exons. Lineage: Eukaryota; Metazoa; Chordata; Aves; Phaethontiformes; Phaethontidae. The record is from RefSeq and is a predicted model, not a curated record.